This is a messenger RNA of Letharia columbiana, 636 nucleotides long. RefSeq lists its product as uncharacterized. Gene Ontology annotation, molecular function: oxidoreductase activity, acting on the CH-CH group of donors. The record is from RefSeq and is a predicted model, not a curated record. The transcript has a single exon. Bases 1 to 636 code for a protein of 211 amino acids. Lineage: Eukaryota; Fungi; Ascomycota; Lecanoromycetes; Lecanorales; Parmeliaceae.
AUGCGGCGCCUGAAAGUAAGCGGGCAUUUGACUAGCGGGACCGCCUUCAUUGAGCUCUCUGAUGUCAAAGUCCCCGUUUCCAAUCUCAUCGGUCAAGAAGGCCAAGGCAUGAAAUACAUCAUGACGAAUUUCAACCACGAGCGCUUGACGAUCGCUAUUGGCGUUACGAGACAGGCAAGGGUGGCACUGAGUGCGGCUUUUGAAUAUUGUCUACAGAGGAAAGCAUUUGGGAAGGUCCUGAUGGAGCAGGCUGUUGUAAGGUAUAGACUUGCGAAAGCCGGGGCGCUAUUGGAGAGUCAAUGGGCCUGGGUGGAGCAAUUCGUCUAUCAGAUGACGAAAAUGAAAAAGGAGGAAGCGGACGUGGAAUUAGGCGGGCUGACGGCCAUGGCAAAAGCACAGGCUGGGAUUGUGCUGGAUGAAUGUGCGAGAUGUGCCGUCAUACUAUUUGGAGGCAAUGGGUUUACCACGACAGGAAGGGGCGAGAUUGCGGAGAGAAUAUACCGCGAUGUGCCCGGUGCGCGUAUUCCAGGUGGUUCAGAGGAUGUGAUGUUGGAUCUGGCAGUACGACAGCUGGUUAAUGAACUACACCAACCAGACCAAGCUCAUGGAGCGACCGGGAGAUCAUCGAAACUUUGA